Messenger RNA from Pseudomyrmex gracilis, 1626 nucleotides. Its product is annotated as serine/threonine-protein kinase Nek5-like. The transcript has 6 exons. The record is from RefSeq and is a predicted model, not a curated record. Lineage: Eukaryota; Metazoa; Arthropoda; Insecta; Hymenoptera; Formicidae. Bases 493 to 1440 code for a protein of 315 amino acids. Gene Ontology annotation, molecular function: ATP binding; protein kinase activity. Gene Ontology annotation, biological process: protein phosphorylation.
ACACAAAAAAACUUCAAAUUCAAUUUUCUCGCAAAUAUGCUUGAGAGUUAAUUUAUCAUGCGUUAAUAGGGAUAAUAUUAUAAAACAAUUAAAGUUCGGCGAAAUUCAAGAAGAUAAAUUUCUAAUGGCCUCUUUGUGCUAAAAAAAAAAGUAUUCAGACGAGGCUGAAGACGUUAAAAAACUCUAUAAAAAAAAGAAUACAAUAGAUAAAAAGAGUACAAUUGAUACUAUAUUGACACUUUCCGCAUCUGAAAUUGACAGAAUAACGUCAACACAUACGUGUGCUCCACGCCGAGAUGUGGACACGUGUAUGUUGCUAUUUGAAUUCAAAGGCAAAGUCACGUCUUUGAGCGCGCGAAGAAUGUUUAUAUUUAGUGGUCUAUCGUGAACAAACCGAUCAGUUCUUCGAGGAGAAGCAAAGCUGCUCGUCAAAAAUUCUUUCUAUAUAUUUUCAUUUGUAUACCUGCUGUUGUGUGAAUCAGAUUUUGCGAAAUGGAUGUGCGCAUCGAUGAUUACAUAUUCAGUAGCAUCCUCGGCAAGGGAACGUUUGGAACUGUGUAUUUUGUUAGAAGAAAGAAAGACCUAAAGCCAUUUGUUAUAAAAGCGCAGGAUUUAAAGACGAAAUAUUCACCGUCCAAGAGAGUACUGGGAGAGGUAUUAUGCUUGCAAAAAUUGAGACAUCCGAACAUAGUGAUGUAUUACGGAGCGUGGGAGAAGAACAAUCACAGCUACAUUCUCAUGGAGUACGCGACUCGGUGUACUCUCAAGGAUUUGCUGGAAAAUCGAAAAGUACCCCUUAAGGAAGAGGACGCGCUCUAUUUGUUUUCGCAAAUUACACUGGGAGUGCAUCAUAUUCAUUCGAACAAAAUUCUUCACCGGGACUUGAAACCGGAAAAUAUUAUGUUGACUGGCAGUCGCGGAGAUAUCGUUAAAAUCGGCGAUUUCGGUCUUUCCAAGAACAUCGUAGAAGAUUCGAUAACUUCUCAUGCGGGAUCUUACUAUUAUAUGGCUCCGGAAGUGCUUGCUCUGCAGCCGUACGAACUUAAAUGCGAUAUAUGGAGCAUGGGUGUUAUACUCUACGAAAUGAUUACGAAGAAACUCCCAUUUCCGGCUACGAGCUUAGCGGAAAUUACGAGAUUGGUGCACAACUGUCCGCCAGAACCCUUGCCGCACCGAGUCUCAGCAAUUGUCGUGAAUCUAAUAUCGAAGAUGCUGAGAAAGCAGAUAUCGUUUCGACCUCGCACCGAUCAGCUUGUGCUUUGCCCCUUUCUUGCUCCUUACAUCGUCCGCGUGUAUCUGAAUCUCGGACGUAGAAUUAACAUUGCCGAACGGGAACGCGAGAACUUUAAAUCGGAAAUUUUCUUAAAAUUUCUGAAUUUAAAUAAUAAAGAUUGUAAUCACAACAAUAAUUCGAUAUACGAGCAAUCUCUUAAGGAAUAGAAAAUGUUGUAGUAUAUAAUAGGAAUUUGUUUUUGUGUAAAGUUGCACGUUAAAUAAUUUUAAUAGAAUGACUAGAACGGAUUCUCAGAAAAAAGUGCUCUUAUGACACAUUUAAAGAGAUUUUUAUUAGAUUUUAACAAGAGAGAGAGAGAGAGAAAGAGAGAGAGAGAGAGAGAGAGGGAGAGA